Nematocida minor is the source of this 957-nucleotide messenger RNA. RefSeq lists its product as uncharacterized. The transcript has a single exon. The record is from RefSeq and is a predicted model, not a curated record. Bases 1 to 957 code for a protein of 318 amino acids. Lineage: Eukaryota; Fungi; Microsporidia.
AUGAAAACAGAGGCAAGAAGUUUUGCAGAACCAACGGACAAUAAAAAGUCCAGAAUAGAAAACAGAAGAGUGUCAAAGGAGGCUCUGGAGCUGAAAACGAUACAGCUGGAAGAAAAGCUCCCAAAUGACAUUGAUAAAUCCAUAGAGCUGCGAGACAUCCUCGUCCUGUGCACUUCUGAGAAAAUUAAUAUUACGAAAUUAUUUGGAUUCUUCAAAGAAAGAGGGACCUACAACGACAUAAACAUCUACUUCAGAGACUGCAUACACAUUAUCGUGCACGAGAAGAGACAGGGCGACAUAUUCAUAUUCAGAUACGGGGUGGUUGUGUUCUGGGGCGUGAGCGAGGAGACACGAGACAGGAUACUGGCACAGCAGCAGUUCUUCGAAGAGAAAAGCUAUCCAAAGGAGAUAGUAGAGAGAGAAGACUUCAGAUACGGAAUAGUCAAAGAAGGAGCAUCGAUUGUCAAUGAUGUGAUCUAUCUAGACACUGAGUCAUUGUACAACAAAAUGAUCAUAUCCAAUGCGCUCGCACAAAGCACAAAGUUGGACGUAUUCGAAGGACACGCAGAGAGAACGAUUGAAAGCAUCAGGGGCCUGCCUGAUGAGAUAGUUGCAAAAGGAUUUACCACGAGAAAGAGAGAGGAAGUCGUUAAAAUGAUAGGAAUAUUGCACAGACUGAAGUUCAAUCUGAACUUGUCCACGAACAUUCUUGACACUCCGGAAAUACUGUGGUACUAUCCGAACUACACCUCACUCUAUGAAAGCUUCAAGCUCUACCUGGAGCUAAAGAGCAGAACAGACAUUGUAAACCAAAAGUGCGAUGUAAUUCAUGAAAUACUGAGCCUACUUUCCACGCACAUAAAUACGAUCAGCGGAGAAAGACUGGAGAAGAUUAUUAUUCUUCUGAUCUGUGUGGAGAUAGGAAUAGGCUUGCUUGCACUGGUGUGGAGGCACUGA